This is a messenger RNA of Stegastes partitus (bicolor damselfish), 615 nucleotides long. Its product is annotated as cytohesin-2-like. The coding region runs from base 86 to 373 and encodes 95 amino acids. The record is from RefSeq and is a predicted model, not a curated record. NCBI's taxonomy places the organism in Eukaryota, Metazoa, Chordata, Actinopteri, Pomacentridae. The transcript is spliced from 4 exons.
UUCAGAAUGGCAGCGUCGGCCCUUUUCUCCCUCUGACUGUCACUUUGUUUCCUGUACAGCCGUCAGUCGCUCCAACAACAACAACAUGGCCAUACGCAGAAAAGACAGCUUCCUCUGGGGGAAAGUUCCACCUAAACUCCCCCCGGCAGAAAGCAGGCGGGACGACACCGUCAAGAUCGAGCUGCUGGAUGACAUUCAGAAGCUGAGGUUGGAGAUCAAUCACGGCAUGGCAGAAAUCCACAGCCCUGAACCUAAGGAGCACAAUAAAAAUGUUGUGAAGAACAGAAGAUUCCUGCGUGGAAAAAAGAAAUUUAACAUGGACCCCAAAACUGUGAGUUUACAUCCUUUUUUUCUUUUUUUUUGGCGUAAAUGAACAAAAAUAUAGGAUUCACUGAUUAGAAAUCCAGACAAAAUCAUUCGUUUGGUCGCCAUAGUUAGACUUUCCUCUCUUGAAAAAAAAACACUUUGUUUGCACAAGCAUUGAGACAUUUUCCUGCUAAGUGACCUCAGGUGGUCGUUAAAUCAGAAAAUGUCCUGAAAUGGCAUUUUGUUUUCUUUCAACUGGCAGCACCCUCUGGUGGCUUUGGUAAAUAUGAUGAGAGAACAGAAAGAAGU